GCUCCGCUCCGCCGGCGGGGCGGGCGGGGCGGCAGCCGAGGGAGGACCGAGCCGGCAGGGCGGGCGGGCGGACGGGGCACCGGCGGAGAGAGGUUACCGCAGGCGAGCUGCAGCCAGCCGGGCUGCGGAGCGCCGCCGCCCCCGGCUCCCGCCCCGGCGGCUGCGAGCAGGGAGAGGCAGGGACAGACAGGCAGCGGCCUCCGGCGUCCCCCCGCUGCGGCCGCGGCUCAGCCCGGGCUGGCGACUCGGUGCCUGGCUUCUCCGCCGCCGCAGCCGCGCCGCGCCGGGGCCCUGCAGAUGGCCAGUCCUGGGCUGGAGCUGGGAGAGGUUCAGCCUCCGGCCGAGCCCCCCCAGCCUGAGCUGGCCUUCACCGAGGCUCAGAAAUGGAUCGAGCAAGUGACGGGCAGAAGUUUUGGUGAGAAAGAUUUUCGUUCUGGGUUAGAAAACGGCAUUCUUCUGUGUGAGUUGCUGAAUGCGAUAAAGCCAGGAUUGGUAAAAAAGAUCAAUAGACUACCAACCCCCAUUGCAGGUUUGGAUAAUAUCAUAUUAUUCUUAAGAGGCUGCAAAGAACUGGGACUUAAAGAAUCUCAGCUUUUUGAUCCUGGUGAUCUGCAGGACACAUCAAACAGAGCAACCAUCAAGAACAUUGACUAUAGUAGGAAGCUGAAAAAUGUAUUAGUCACCAUUUAUUGGCUAGGGAAAGCAGCAAACAGCUGCACAUCGUAUAGUGGAUCAACCCUGAACCUGAAGGAGUUUGAAGGCUUCCUGGCACAAAUGAGAAAGGAAACAGAGGAUAUUGAGAGCCCCAAGCGCAGCAUUCGUGACAGCGGCUAUAUAGACUGCUGGGACUCUGAACGCAGUGAUUCCCUCUCCCCGCCUCGCCACGGCAGAGAUGAUUCCUUUGACAGUCUGGACUCCUUUGGCUCCCGCUCGCAGCAGACACCAUCUCCAGAUGUAGUGCUCAGAGGGAGUAGUGAUGGGAGAGGAAGUGACUCGGAAACUGACCUGCCACACAGAAAGAUGCCAGAUGUGAAAAAAGAUGAUAUGUUGGCGAGGCGGACCUCACAUGGUGAACCUAAAUCAGCUGUGCCUUUUAACCAGUACCUCCCAAACAAGAGCAAUCAGACUUUCUAUGUACCUGCUCCUCUGCGGAAGAAGAAAGCUGAGCGAGAGGAGUACCGAAAGAGCUGGAGCACAGCGACGUCACCGCUAGGAGACAGACCUUUCAGCAAACCCCACCCUGAAACCAUAGAAGAAGAACUGAAUGAAACAUCAGGAUUGUGUGAAAAGGAGAAAGUGGGCUCCAUGGCUCCUGAAGCAAGCUCCCUUAAAAAUCAAUUAGGUGUAAAUCAAAGUGAAGAAAACUCCAUAGAUCAGUCUCCUUCAUGUAGUGCAAAAGAAACGUCAGCGCCCAAGGAGAAAGAUGUGGAAGAGAUCAGAAAGUUAAGAAGACUGGAACAAGCUGGUAUUAAGGUCAUGUCAGCAGCCCAGCGCUAUGGCAGUAAAAAGCCAAUAUGCGAAGACAGCGGAAGCACCCCAGACAUCAUCCUUCGCAAGGACAACCCCUUCAUGACACAUUACCAAGGAAAGGAUUCUGGUUCAGAAGAUGAAGCAGCCAGCAGAGUUCCAGAUUUAGAAAAGGAUGACUUUGCCACCCGGAGAGCCAGAAUGAAUCAACCCAAGCACAUAGUUCCAUUUAACUCCUUUUUAGUCGGACCCUAUACAAGUAAAGAGAAAGGUAAACCGGAAGAUGUUAAAAAGCCAUUGCAGAUGGAAAAAAAGGAACAUGCAAGAAGAAGACGGGUGCACAUGACAUCAGUAAGGCAAACAGUUACAAGCAAAGAGAGCCCACUUCUGCAAAAUGAGAAGACUGAGUCAGAGGAGGAACAGCAGGUGAAAGAGCUUGAUAAUGAGAGAGAUGAUUUGGCAAAACAGAAAUCUCAAAGCAUCCUUCCUCAGCUACAAGAAGAUGUGCUUUUUGUCAAUGCCUCUAUAACAAAAGCAGAUCUGGAGACCUGGAAAAGAUUGAAACUGUCAGGAGAGCCCAGUGAAGAAGAUUUCAGAUGUUCCAGCAACACUGUGCCACCGUCUGAUACCACGGUGAAAGCGGUAGCCCAUGAUGAUUUUGCUAUCCGCAAAACCAGAGCAAACAGAAAGGCUGGUAGCCCCAAGCAGAAGUUUGUGCAUUUUGGGCCAGUAACUGAGAUUGAUCAACAGAAAUGGGACAAGCUCGUUAUUGGCAGAGCUUCAUCCAAGAGUGGAACAGAAGAGGAAAGCAAGCAAGAUGGUGUGGAAAGUCUCUCUGGUGUUGAAAGUUCUCCUCCAACCACUGUCAGUCUUGGGUUUGCUGAAUACAGCAGUGAAGUAUCUGAGCCAGAAAAUGAGUCCAGUGAGGGAGGAGUCAAGUCAGGUACAGAUGACUCUUGCAAGAGAAUUCCAUCACCUGUACCAGCUUCUGGUGUCAUCUCUGAGGAACAAACCCCACGGAGUUUGAGCAAACAGCAAGAAAGUGCCAAGGAAGAAUGUGACAGGAAUUUACCAGAUAUAGAGAGAGAUGAUAUGUUGGUUAGAAGGAUGGGAACUUUUCCAAGGCGUACCACAAGCUCCAUUCCCGUAAAUUGUCCUCCCUUGUCAGUAGCUCCUUAUCUGCUGCAGCAGCAGCAUCAGCAGCAAGAGGAGGCUGUAGCUCGUGAAAAGGAUAUGAAGACUCUGCAGGAAGGAGAAAGUACUGUCACACAAGACGAGAGCCAAGAACAGCUUGAAAUCCCUCAGCUGCAGAGUGAUGGAACAGAAAACAAAAUGAAAUUUCCAGACCCUCAAAGAGAUGACAUGUUAGCCAGAAGAACUGGAGCUUUUCUUAAACAGCCUGGGCCCAAUGUUAAGCAGUUCCUUCCCAUGCCCUUUUCAAAGCAGCAGAAUAAGCAGGGCACAACCACAGAACUUUUGAAGAAAACCACGAGGCCUCAAAAAUGUCCACAAGUCUACACUAAUAGCUCUGGAAAACCUUCAAUAGAACCACUGCAAGAACAGCAGCAAGGGCAGGAGGACAGUCUCCCACCUACAGGACAAGAUGAGAUUAUUAGUACUGCCCAAGUGGCUGAAGAUGGCAACAAUGAAGUCCACCUUUUUCAAGCAUCUAAGCUUCAGGAAGUCCCUGAGGAAAACAAAAUGGAAGCACUUUCAUCCAAGGAUGAGCAUCUGCAAACAUUCGGCCCCAGAACUGCUGUGUCUGAUGACGCAGAGAGUAUGAGUAUGUUUGACAUGAGAUGUGAAGAAGACGCUGUGGCUCAACCUCACAGCAAAGCUCGCCAUGAGAAGCUGCAGAAUAUACACAACCAGCUGAAAGAGGACGAGACCAGGUGGCAAGAUGACCUGGCUCGGUGGAAGAGUCGUCGAAGGAGUGCUUCACAGGAUUUGAUUAAAAAGGAAGCUGAGAGAAAGAAAAUGGAAAGGUUAUUGGCUGGAGAUGGAACAAAUGAGCGCAGGAAAAGCAUCAAAACCUACCGAGAAAUCGUGGAGGAGAAAGAGAGAAGGGAGCGGGAGCUUCAUGAGGCAUACAAGAAUGCAAAGACACAGGAGGAGGCUGAGAGCAUCCUCCAGCAGUACACUGAAAGAUUCACUAUCAGUGAAGCUGUCCUUGAGCGUUUGCAGAUGCCAAAAAUUCUAGAAAGAAGCCAUUCAGUGGAACCAAAUUCCCCACUGAAAGACCCAAAUCCUCUGAGAUAUUUAAGGCAACAGUCACUUCCUGCUCCAAAAUUCACUGCCACAAUUGAAGCAACCAUUGUUCCCACCACUGAACUAGAGCCCAGCAGUUCAACAGGACGCACAUCUCCCAGCAAAAGUAUCUCCAAGGCUGUGCCUAUGCUGACACCCAAGCCUUAUUCACAACCCAAAAAUACACAGGAAGUUCUAAAGAACUUUAAGGUAGAUGGAAAAGUCAGCAUGAAUGGAGAAAAUGUCAAUGGCACGGAAGAAAAGGAUAAAGAAUGUACAACAGUAAUAUUUACUCCUUCACCAACCAGAUCUCUGAAAUUUGAUGGAGUAGCCAGAGGGGACAAGUCCCCGGCAGAGUUGAAGAAGGAACCCCCAAGUGUUGAGCUCAGUUUACAGAGGCCUGCCACUCAGAGUGUGCACAAAGAGCCAACAGCCUCCCCAGUGGAACUGGAUGGAGCUGACAGCCUGCAAGCCGAGCCCAGCCCCAGCAGUGUGACACCUGCCCCCCCGGAGUGCCCAUCCCCAGAUCAAAAGCAAUUCAAGUCAACUGCAGCUUGUUCCAGCCCUGUUGUGAAGAGAUUAGAAUUUCUUCCCAGUCCUGUCCCUUCAGAGGAAAAUGCUUCAAGCAAGAAAGAUGUGAAGAAAGCUGAAACAGAGCAGCAGAAGGAAACAGAGCUCCCUUCUACACAGGAGGCGAUUAAAGUAAAAGCCCUGGAAGAAAAGGGGAGUGUAGUGCUGCCAUUUUUAAAGAAACUACCUGAAACCAGCCAAGUUACUCUGCAUAACUCUAGUCUACAAGCUGAUUCUGAUACUGGUGAUAAAUCAAAUCGGUUCAAUUUUUGGUCCUGGGAUCCAGAAGAAGAGCGAAAGCGCCAGGAAAGGUGGCAGCAUGAGCAAGAACGCUUGCUUCAGGAGAAGUAUCAGAAGGAGCAGUACAAGCUGAAAGAGGAAUGGGAAAAGGCCCAGAGAGAAGUUGAAGAGGAGGAGCGUAGAUACUAUGAGGAGGAACGAAAGAUAAUUGAGGAUACUGUAGUUCCAUUCAUUGUUUCUUCAAACUCUGCUGAGCUCCUCUCCUCUUCUUCCUCCACCACUGAAGGAAACAAGACAGUGAGCUCAAUUGAUUCAAACAGCUGUCCAGGGGAAGGCAAGCAAAAAGAAAUUACAAAGCAGAAAAAGCUGCUCUGGGAGCAGGACAGUAUGUCAUCUCUGAAAAGCAAGGAAAGUGAACUCUGGCAAGAAAAGAGGAGUGGAAAUAAAGUGCUCUCAGGAUACCCAGCGACUGGUAUCCUGAAAGGAGGAAGUGAGCAGGAGCACCACAUGCCGGUGAUGGAGCGCGGCUCACCUGCCAGACUGAACCUGCCGCUGGCUCAGGAUGACAAUGUCUCCUGGAAUCAGCAGUUGCUGACAAAGCGAUCUCCACAGUGCGCAGAGGACGUUCGACAGAGGCCGUUCCUGGGCCAGACUGUGGGACAGCAACCAAGCUCUGCAGGGGAAGCAAGGAGGGCAGGCUAUCAUGAGAAUUUCCGAUCUGGGCCAUCAUCUCCCUGCUCUCCUGCUGCUCUCAGUCAGUCACCCAACAGGUCUGUCAGCGGGAAGAAGCUUUGUUCUACCUGUGGUCUCCCUCUUGGAAAAGGAGCUGCCAUGAUUAUUGAAACACUCGGUCUUUAUUUCCAUAUUCAGUGCUUCAGGUGUGGCGUUUGCAAGGGCCAGCUGGGAGAUGCAGCGAGUGGCACGGAUGUCAGGAUUAGAAAUGGUCUUCUUAACUGCAACGAUUGUUAUAUCCGAUCCCGAACUGCUGGACAGCCAACUACAUUGUGACAUGACUUUCAGUCCUAAUAAAUUUCAAGAAGGAACUCUCUUCCCAUAUGUAUCGGCUGCCUCCAGACAAUCACUUGUAAAAGCUUGAAUCCAUGGACAUGAUGGCUCUCAUCUCGUUUUUAAAAACUCACAAAAAAGCUGCACCUGCUCCUUUGAAAUGCAAUAUGUUGGUUUUUGCUUCCUUAAGAAAUUUGAAAAAUAUGUAUGACCAUGUUUGGGAAGGCAAAGCCUAAGUACUAUUUAAAAAAAAAAAACAAAACACCUUUCAGGUAUGCUUAUGAUACCCAAUCUGUUAUCUUGUUCUUUUGAAAGUAAUAAGAGAAUAAACAUGCAAUAAAGCUGUUUUGUUUUAAUAUUUCUAGCAAUUAAAAAGUUUAAGUUUACAGAACCUUUAUAGCAUAUGCCAACUUGAGCUGAGAAGUAAUUUUGAGAUAGUAUCUAAUCAGUGCAUUUGAAAAACUAAACAUCACAGCACGACUUCUCUGUUAUAACUGAAGCUAUAACUUUUUUUAUACAGAGACUAGUUUGAUAAUACAUCCUGUACUUCUGAAGCAUUUUCUGUUUAUAUUACCUUCAAUGGAGGGUAGAAGUUAAACAAAUAAAUUAUUGCACCUUUAGUCAUAGGAUUUUUUGUUUGUGUACCUCAAGUAAUGUUCAUGACUAUAGCUUAAUAUUCUCUGAAAUAAAGAUUUCUUCAUUAAACCUAAAGACUGCAUACCAUUAACAAUGGGAAAAUUCCCAUCAGGAGCAAUCCUUAGUAAGUCCAGCAGCCUGUGUUGUUAUUAAACUCGAUGGAAGGUGAUGUGGGGCAGAGCAGCCGAGCGGCAGACCCAGUGGAGCUGUGAGUCUCCGAGCUGCAGUUUGAUGCUGUGGUGAAGCUUUUCUCUUUGGCUUGUAACUUGCCAGUUGAUUUGAGUGGGUUGGACAUCUGCUCAUUCACUUGCAAACAUCACACUUGGUUGAAAUGGUUUCUCACGCAGAGAAACACUUGUGGUUUGGUACCCCCCAGGGUAGAGAAUUAGACAUCCUUGAGCCUGUGUUCCUCCAUCCACUAUCCAAAAAUAGUCAGAAAAACCCAGAAGUGUGGAAGAUGGGCAGGGAGGAGGCUGGAGCCACAGGCGGAAAAACUACCUUCCUGUGUUUGGGACAGUUUUCCUUUGUGCUCUUUGAUUAAGCAUGUGCUCCUUACUAAAGUGAUCCAGCAGCUCAUUGAAACAGGUUCAGCAGGUAUCUACAAUACACAAACAAAGUUAGGGAAUGUAUUGCAACUGUAAACUAGCACUUUUUGGUAAACAUUUACUGGAAAUAUCUUCAAAUGGAGGGAAAAAAAAUCUUUUUCUGCCUUAAAACCACUAUAAAACUAAAUGAAUAGAGUUUUCUUUUAUCUAUGUGCGUAUCUGUCAUCUUUUGAUGUGUUGGUAGAUAGAAAUGAAGUGGUUAUUAGGGAAGCAAUAAUUCUGAGUUGAUCUCUAGAUAGCAAUUAUUUAUUGAAAUGCUAGACAGUUGCUUGCAUGUGAGUUGCAUAACCAUGCAAAACUGCAUGUCAUCAAACACACACAUGCUAUGUCAUUGGAGGACAUUGUGACUAUCUUCUGGAAAGUUACAUGUUACUUCCUUAAUACUGUGCCUUAGAAAAUGCAGAGUUGUUGCACACAGUCAGCAAUGACUUAUGGAUGCAAUAAAUCCAAAAAGCUGAAGUUCUUCAUGGACUUCACCUGGGGAAUAUUUUUAAGCAAAAAUUAAAUAAAUCAGACAAAUGUUUUGGAACUAAAACUGAUAUCCUAUAUUUUGAUCAACCACCUGCAUGAUUUACUGUUUAAAGGUUUUGAUAACCAGGAUGCUUACUCUCUGCUUGUGGUUGUUAUAACAUUUUCCCAUAAAGAAUGUGUAACAUGGAAAUUCAAGAAGCAGAUUUCAUAACUGAUGUGGUACAUCUGUAUAACUGCAUACGCUGCAUUAAGGAUAUGUAAAUAUAUAAUGUCUGAACCUAACUUUUAAACGAGACUGUGCAUGCUUGUGCAUCUAUUCGAUAUGAGUCUCUAGCACUGCUUCACCCAUGUGAUAGAGUUAGAUGUGCAAAUCAGUCCCCAAGUGUAUCAAAGGUUGGCUGUCUCAGAGGUCAGGUCCGCUUCUCAUUCAUGUAGGGGUAAGCGCCCAAAGGGCUUAGGUGCAUGGUUGGGAUAAAGUGCAUGAAAGAGGUGGGGAGGGAUAUUGCAUCGCACUGCAGACACAUCACUGGGUCUCUGGAGAUGCUUAGAAAUUGACCCCAGUGUCUAUCAGAUAGUUUUGUAUAUGCAUGUUUUAGCAAAGUUGAUUGUACUCAAAGCGAAAUGAAGCAGCGCUCAAUGAUGACCAUUUUUUCCCCUAAUGAACAUCUAUUCACCAGCACAGAAUGAUUUCCAACAGUUUUCUAAAUCGUACUUGCCAACUUCUUAUGUUUGAUUUUAUAUUCCCUCUGGAAUCUUACAUGAAAAAUUCAUUCAGGCUAUGAUUUUUUUCUUUUUUUCUUUUUUUCUUUUUUUCUUUUUUUUUUUCCAGUUUAAACACAUUACCAUUAUACAUUUCUAAUCAGGAACUUUGAGCACAGAAAAAAAAAUAAUGCUUUCCUACAUUUGAACUGCAAUGUAAAUGUAUUUGUUCCAAAAAGUGAUUUAUUAUUACUGAGCAAGUACAGUACAUGUAAUGGAUUUUAGAUGUUUUGGAAUUUAUUUAGCCUCUUACUACUUCAGAGAACCUGAACAGGUGUCAUAACCCAUCUGUAUUUUACAAGCCCAUUUUCAUGGUGUAUUUUUUUCCUUACUCUUGCUAUGUAGUGUUAUUGAUGCAGUACAUCUGUAGUUUUCAGUGAAUGUCGUAAAGGUUGGUGAACCAGAAGGGGACCAUCCUUAUCUGCAUGUCCAUUCAGGGACAAGGAUUGCUCUCCUAGCUGGGGCUAAUGUUGAACACCAAUUAUGCUAAUCUUCCCUUUAUUUUAUUUAUUCUAAAAUGCCUCUGGAAAUUAGGAAAACUUGUCUAAAACUCAACAGCUUUUAUAGUAAAUGUAUGUUUAUAAAUAAAAUGUUGAUUACC
Molecule: messenger RNA, 8601 nt
Organism: Pyrgilauda ruficollis (rufous-necked snowfinch)
Lineage: Eukaryota; Metazoa; Chordata; Aves; Passeriformes; Passeridae
Gene: LIMCH1
Product: LIM and calponin homology domains 1
Exons: 34
Coding region: 298-5532 (1744 amino acids)
Biological process (GO): actomyosin structure organization; positive regulation of stress fiber assembly; regulation of focal adhesion assembly
Cellular component (GO): stress fiber
Molecular function (GO): myosin II head/neck binding; actin binding
Source: RefSeq, a predicted model, not a curated record